GGAUUUCUUGUGGAGUUGCGUUCUGCGUGUACAGUCGUUGUCUAAAUGCAAGAUGAUUGUUUGCGAGAUUCACAUUUACAGGGCUGAUCCAAUCAUUGUUGUAACGAAGGAAAGUGCCAAGGGAGCGUAUGUCUGGGGAGAAAUGCUAAAGCAAGUGCCAAUAGCAUAUCCUCGAUCAUUUGGGUUACAAUAUACUAAUCAUGACAACGAGAAGUGUUGGUUGGAUUUGUCAUUGUCAGUUGGAAAGCAGUUAACAGGUUGCACCUGUGAUGACUCAGUUGCAAUGCAGCUUAGAGUUAAAUUUUGGCCACCAGAACCAAGUCUUGUUUCUGAUGAACUUUCCAGAUGCUUGCUUGUGGUUGAGCUGUAUGAACACGUACAAACAGGAAGUUGGACAUGUAGUAAAGAAAGUUUGGCACAGCUUGGAGGAUUGACUUUGCAAAGUCAAUUUGGAAAUUACAGCAUGGCUCGUCAUCAGCCAGGAUACUCAAGGAGGUUUUGCUUGAGCAUCUAUCAGACUCCUGAUGUGGAGUAUGAAAUGGAGAUGUUUCAUCGGUCUGAUAAGUGCUUUGGACUUACACCCACUCAGUGUGAUAAACUCAUUCUGGAUUUGUGCAAAAGACUUCCAUUGUAUGGUGUACAUAAAUACUCAGUGAAGGACAGCGAUGACCAUAUUAUUAUCCUAGGAUUGUGUUGUCAGGGUUUGCUAGUUCUUGCUGGCCAAUCGGUGGUUCACAAGUUUUUGUGGACCUCAGUCAAAAAUUCGUUUGUUAAGAAGCAAGUAUUUUAUGUGGAAUUGUUGACUCAAGACCAGCCGCAACAUUCAACACAGAUUGGGUUUCUGUUUGAUCACAAACAGGAAGCAAAGCGGUUUCUACACUUGUUUGUGGAGUUUCAGGCAUACUACAACUGGGCAUUGAGUAUGAAUGAUGAAUCAAAGUCUGCCUAUUUGCCUUUAUCUCAAAGUAGAUCUCGGAAUCAGUUUAGCACGCGUCCAUACAGUGAAAUGGUGGAAUCAAAGGACAUGCAGAGACCUGCUCGCUUUAGCCUUCCAAGCCAAGUAGACCAACCAUUAGAACUAGGUUCAUUGAGACGAAGGGCAGUAUGUGAUGACAGCCAGUAUUGCCUAUCUGUGAAUUCACCUCUCAUGAGACGAUUGCAGACUAGUGACAGUUCGUCUGUGGAAAGUGUUUUGACUGCAAUGCAGCACUCAUCACAACUCACUAGUACUGAAUCUGUACAAAGGAUUUCAGGACGUCAUGGCAAUGAACAACAGAAACUGCAUCGGCCCUUGUCUGAGGAAUUUCUCAGCUCUUGUGAUGAAGUAGAAGAUGAGGGCUAUUCUGGCGAUGUAGGAUUUACUCCUGAUGCCAUUGACAUACCUGAUGUGGACAUACAGCAAAUUAUGGACAAGAUGUCUGCUAGUUUGCAAAAGGCUUGGCAUGGCUUUUAUUUUGUCGCUUGUGAAUUACGAGACACAGAGCGUUCAUAUUGUUCAGAUCUGGAGCUCCUGAAUGUCCAUUUCAGAAGCCUUGUGGUUAAGUCUCAGUUGUUGUCAGCAAGACAAGUUUCUGAGUUGUUCGGAAAUCUGGACGUCAUACAAGAAUUUCACAAGGACUUUCUCAGAGAGCUAGAAAACCGUUUGGAUACUUGGGAGAACCAAGCAGUUGGGUGUUGUAAUUGCGUUGUUGGAGACAUUGUGAAGAAACGAAUGGCUUGUAUGAAAAUGUACACAAACUACGUUACAAAUGAAAGUAAAAUUUAUGAAUUACUGAGUCACUGGCAGCAGAAGAAUUCUGACUUUGCUCGAGUUUGUUCUCAAUUUGAGGAGUUGGACUUGACACGGCGACCGGCAUCUGAAUUGUUUUAUAGGCCUUUCCAGAGGAUGGUUCACUACAAAGAAUUACUUAAGAGGCUGUUGGACAACUGCGACAUUGAGGGAGAAGAUUUCAGUGACAUUGAAGAGGCUCUGGAAGGCAUUGAGAUCGCCUUAGGGCAUGUUAACAAGUCAACUCAGUCAGCAGAGGAUUCUCGUAAGAUGAUUCGUUUGCAGAGAGAACUAGAGGGAAUUGAGAACUUGCUCAAGCCAGGAAGGAGUUUGAUCAAAGAAGGUACUCUGUAUCGAAUAGGAGGAAGACGACCUCAACCUUAUGUCUUUUUUGUGUUUACCGACAUUUUGGUGUAUGCAGUAAAGAAAAGUAAGAUUAGUGGCAGCUAUUUAAUAGCUCGCGGUGUUCUCCCACUUGUUGACAUCAGUGUAGAAGAUGAACUUAAUGAUCUGAUUCCAUCAUUUAGACUAAUAGGAAAGCAGCAGUUGUUUACACUUGCUGCAGAGACAGUACGAGAGAAGUAUAUGUGGAUCAAAGACCUUGAAAGGGCUGCAAAGAUUGCUCAAGAGAAGAAUGAAGAAUCUAAGCCAACAAACACACAGGAAAUCAUUUCUGGGUUACCAUUGCCAUUUACUACUGAUAUUGAAGGAGGGGAAGGGGUUAAUCCAGAAAUGAAGAAACUGCUUAGGUCUCGCAAAUGCUUCAUUUGCAAGAGGAAGUUUCAUUUGUUGAGACGAAAGCAUGUCUGUAAGAAUUGUGGCAAGAUGGUAUGUGGCCAAUGCUUGACCAGCUAUGUUUGUGGAAGUCGAUCAGCUGAACUCCAGUUGGUGUGUGACAGUUGUUACAGACUGAUACAAAAUAAAGUAACGGCCAGCCAAAUAAGGUGUCAGAAUAUUGUCGACAAUGAGUUAGAAAGUUGUUCAUCAUUGGACACCAGUUAUUUGGACAGACCACGUUUACCGACAACUUCUGGAAGUGUUGAUGCUGCUGUUUUGCCUCCAGCUUCACAAGAGAAGAGUCUUUUACCAGGUUUAGAAGAAAUGGAAGAUAUGUUUUGCAAGACCUACAGUUCCAAUACCACUUCAGCUGUAGUUAGUCAUCCUGAUCUAGGAGACGAACGCAAAAUGGGAGUUAGACUGCUCAGUUUACCUAAGAGUAUGAGCUACAGGCAUCGGGCUGCUAAACACGUGCACGAUGAUAACAUUUCAUGGCCACAAACGACGAAACCUAACCAGAAGAAAUCUGUAGAGCAUCGCAAAGCGUUGCUUUCUCUAAAGAAUGGAUCAUUUGCACGUGAUCGUGAAAUGAGUGGCUACUUACUAACCAAAGUGAAGAAUGAAGGAGGCUGGAAGCGGUUUUGGGUGGUCAUAUCAGGUUGCUGUCUCAAUCUCUGUAGAAGUCACAAUGAUUGCAAAACACUGAGUUGUCUUUUGCUGCCACAGUGUGAGCUGUCUUUGCCGAACAAAACUGACUUGGAUGUUCUCGGAUACACGUUUGUCUUCAAGCUAACAUGUGGGCAACGAGUUCUUUACUACAUGGCAAACAGCAAGUUUGUGUUGGACAGAUGGACGGAGUUGAUGUGUGGUAUAGUUAGUAGGUCGUUUGUUUAUCGUCACCUCAGUCGUCUUGCUGUUCAUAGUUCUCCAGAGGUCAGCAAGCGUUGCUACACAGUGUCAUGAUUGAGAACAAAUCCUCAAAACCCAGCAAUGUAUGCUGGUGAUAUGAGUAAAUAAAUUUGCCAUUUGGCUUGUUAUGUGUAUUGGUGUGCUGAUAUAUAUUGCUGUACGUGCCAACAGCUCAUUAUCAGAUGCUUGUAGUAGACUCGACUCGGUUUCACUCCAUCUUGGUCAUUCCGCGGAUUGUCGAUAUACGGAGGAGAUAGUGACACUGACAUAGUGGAACGGCAGGGGCGGGAAGGGACUGGCUGGAGUUUACCUAGUAGUCCUACACACAUUGCGGUAUACCUGUCAACAGCUUCGUGUAGACUAGAAUUUUAGUAAUUGUUGUGAUAUUCGUAACCUCACGUUAUUGCAUAAUAUGUACAUGUAAGAUUUAUAUAUUU
Molecule: messenger RNA, 3891 nt
Organism: Corticium candelabrum
Lineage: Eukaryota; Metazoa; Porifera; Homoscleromorpha; Homosclerophorida; Plakinidae
Product: FERM, ARHGEF and pleckstrin domain-containing protein 2-like
Exons: 32
Coding region: 53-3508 (1151 amino acids)
Cellular component (GO): cytoskeleton
Molecular function (GO): guanyl-nucleotide exchange factor activity; metal ion binding
Source: RefSeq, a predicted model, not a curated record